CUAAGCCCAGCUUUUGCCGGUGCUGCUUGGAUUGGAUCUGGUUUGAGUUUCCUCUCUGCUGGCUUGUGCAGCAAGGGAGGAGGAGUGGGGGGAAGUAACUCACUCACUCUGCCUCUGAAGCUUAAGCAAACGUGCUGGUGCCUGCACUGGUGGGGAGCUGCCCUGGGUGCAGUUGCCUCGUAGCUUAUUGCUCUCAGUUACUAAAGAAUUGCCUGGACUUCUCGAGGACCUGGAGGAAAAAGCCAUCACUUCACAGACCCGAUAGUUGCUCAGUGCCUAUAGACUUGACACGGUUUUUUCCUAGGGGAUUCUUUUUUAAAUUAUUUUUCUCCCGUAUCUCUCAGAACAGCAGUUCCUUGAGUGUGUGGCGUUGAAAUCCAUUGCUUUGUUAACAACUUUGGGAGAUAUUUUUAAAAACUUUUUUUCCCCUCUCCUUUGUUUUCUUUGCUUUAAAAAAAAAAAAAAAGAAAAAAAAAAGAUAAUCCUUUUGGGGGGAGGGGAGAUGAUCGUGCUGAUGUGGAAUAAGUGCUCCUGCUGUCUCCUCUUACUAGCCGCGGUCCUGAUCGUGGAGAGCUCCCAGCUAGACAGCUCCAGCUCCAAGGUGAACUCCAUCAAAUCCACCCUGAUGGGGGAGGCUCCAACUCAGGCAACCAACAGAUCUGCAGGCAUCCACCAGGGACUGACGCUUGCUAGCAGUAAGAAGGGCAAAAUGCUAGAGCAGAUGGGAAAACCUCCCAAGCACUAUCACCGGCAAGGAGAGGCCUACCCUUGUACCAAUGAUAAGGAAUGUGAAGUUGGACGAUACUGUCACAGUCCUCAUCAAGCAACGUCUGCAUGCAUGAUGUGCCGGAGGAAGAAGAAGCGUUGCCACAGAGAUGGCAUGUGCUGCCCUGGAAACCGCUGCAACAAUGGUAUUUGCAUACCAGUAACUGAAAGCAUCCUUACGCCUCACAUCCCUGCUCUAGAAGGGCCACGCAACAAGAAGAACGGUCAUUAUGCUAGCAAGGAUUUGGGAUGGCAAAACCUAGGGAGGCCGCGCUCCAAGCUGUCACACAUAAAAGGACAUGAAGGCGAUCCCUGCCUACGGUCAUCAGACUGUAUUGAGGGACACUGCUGUGCUCGCCAUUUCUGGACCAAAAUUUGCAAGCCUGUGUUGCAUCAGGGGGAGGUGUGCACCAAACAGCGCAAGAAGGGGUCCCAUGGACUGGAGAUUUUCCAACGAUGUGACUGUGCCAAGGGGCUGUCUUGCAAAGUAUGGAAAGAUGCAACCUCCUCUUCUAAAUCAAGACUUCACGUGUGCCAGAAAAUCUGAAUGAGGAUUGGAAAGAUAGUAUCAAGUGACUGUGGCUUUAUGUAUUUAAUGCAUUACGGCAUGGUGGGAAAUGAGGACUGCAAAUGAAAGCGGAAUGGCUAAAGUAACAGUUAGGGUAGGAGUAGAAGUCGCACCAAAUGCAUUUCUUUUUGAGCUGGUGGUAAACACAAGUGCAGCUGGAGUUCUCCUCCUGUGCAGCUCUUCUGUAAAUAACUUCUACAGUUUGUGGGAAAUGCUAGUAUGCAAACAAGUACAGUGGAAAUUAAUGUCACUUACCUUGCUGUGUUUGUCCUGUGAUGUUUCAGGGGUUCAGUGUUAGGGCUACAGUGAGUUUCUGGCAUGGUAAUGACUGCUGAAUAAAUUGUAUACAUUGUACUCCUAUAGGAAGCAGUGCAUGCCAGGAAGAUUAAUCUGUCAACACAUUAUUGGCCACACUGCAGGUGUGAGAAAUAGAAAUAAAGUUACUGUGAAUGUCCACAUGCCCUUGUCAUUCAGGGCUGACACUUCAGCAAAGAAAGCACUCCUGCAGGACAAGAGUGCUAUGUUUUGCAGGCCCUCAUGAAAGAGGUGAAAACUUGCCAUCUCACAAUUUCAAGGGAGCAGCAGUUUCUCUAAGAGGAGGCAUUUAAACAGGGUUUUCUUUCCUAUACAUAGGUAAAUUGAAAUGCUUUAUGUAGUUCAAUGUCAUAGUAUGGCACUUAAUCACUUGUAUUUGCCUCCGUUUACUACUAGUAUACAUUGGGUUGAACAGAUGAAGCAAAUAUGUGCAUGCUGAAUCCAGAAUUAUAUACAGGCAGUUGCUAAUUAGUCCUAAAUAUACUUUCCUUGCCUAAGCAUACUUGCAUUAUAGACAUUUCCAAAUGAAAUAGCAGAGUGGUGGAGUGCCUAACAUGAAGAGCUAUGAAGUUGUUUCACUGUUGCUAACAGGUGAUGUAGACAUUUGUUAAGGUGUUUAGAGCAUACUGCUACAAACUCAAAUUUUUACAUUUUAUUAGUAGCAAUGGGCUACUGCUGGCACUCUGCAGAAGUAUAACAGAUUUGUUUCUCAGAGGCAGCAAAGAAAAAGGAGUUGGCUCUUCUGAGCACCCCUUCUGCAGAAAAGGAUGUAAGAAGGUGGUAUGAUGGCAAAUGGCUUGUUAAACAUCAUGCAAUGUCACAGCAAAUCCAGCCUUCAGCAUGUAUUCAGCCUGAACUUGAUGUCCUCUCAGUCUGGACUGUUCUGCCAGGAGUGAUGGAAGUACACGGACUGUGGAAACAGCUGACAACUCUACAUUGUUUGUGUACUGGUUAAAAAAAGGACAGUCUCUAUCCCUUGACUUGUCUCCCAGGUCUUUUCAAACUUUUUUCAUUUUACUUAUUUGCAAGUACUCCUUUGUAUAGACAGUGAUAGAGAGACUGAUAUUUCUUCAAAGUCUGAUUCUAUAACUGACCUACUGCUAAGUUGUAAUUACCCAUUUAUAGUUACCCAUUUUCAUAUUUUGUAAUACAAGGGACUUUUCUGUUUCACCAGUUCUGAACAACGCGGGUAGACCAGUAUGUAGUUUAACUUUGAAGACCAUGUCACCCAUACCUGACACCUUUUUCCACCAGUGGUUGUUUUAAGGCUACAGCUUAGCUAUACCACCUGACUCAGACAUCCUAAUUAGAACACAGAGCUCAGCUACAUUGCCUUUAUCUUACAUAAGAGUCUAAAUAAGAAGAGUAUUUCACAUGCCUCUUUCCCCUACUGGAGUUAGUUUUUAUUGACGUAGAAGGAUUGCUCAGAGACAGGGUCUUCUGUUUUUUAAUAGUCUCAGAAUUUUAUCUUGCAGUCCUAUCACUGCAACUCUGCAUAUUUCAGAGUUUUUCCAGUGUAACUGAAACAGGAAUAAGGCCUAGAAAUAGCAUAAUUUCAAGAUAUUAAAAAAGUACAGGAACAAAUUUUGCAAGUGUUAUUUACAGUGACACAGCACAUACUCGGCAGAGGAGCUCUAUUGCUCUCAUAGUGACUACAUAUAAAAGAAAAUGAUACCCAGCGUCAGCAGGGGUGGUUGCAGAAAUGGGCUCUUGGCAAUUUUUAGCUCUUCUUAUCAUUGGCCUACCCCCCCCCCCCCCUUUCCCUCUUGCAAAACAUAGUUAUUUGGGAUAAUUUAUUUACAGGAAAUGUUUAAUGAGAUGUAUUUUCUUAUAGAGAUAUUUCUUACACAAAGCUUUGUAGCAGAAUAUAUUUGCAGCCUAUUGACUUUAAUGUAGAAAAAUGUAUAAUAAGAUUAAAUAUAUUAAAUGUCCUUUCCCAUUCCUCCCCAAAUAUUUUACCCAUAUUCUUUUCCUUACCUGCUGCCUAAGAAGAGUAGACCUUUCUGGAAAGAUAUGCAAAUCUAUUGAAAAAACCACCCAUAUAUUUUAGCUGUACAAGAAAAAGCAUCUGAUUGAUUGAUUGUACUUGUGUCUCAAAGCACUAUGUAGGCUGAGUUUUGGCAAAACACAUGAAGGUCAUCUUAAAAUCCCCACAUGUCAUUUUUACAAAACCGGUUUAAGUGGCAGCUAUCUAUAUGCUUUUUUGGGGACAGUUUACACCUAAACAUUCAAGAAUAAGUUUUGAAAAUAAUGUGCCUGGAUGCAUAAUGUUCAGUCAACCAGGUUAAAUAGGAAAGGUACCCAGACACAUUCCCUGGAUAGUGAUACAUACCAGAGAGACUCACAGUGGGUAAAGCUGGUGUUCAAAUUACACGGCAUUUUGCUGUAGGUUACAGCAUAGAAAUGCACUGCUGCAAGAUCUGUAACUGGUCAUUGUGAAACGGCAGAUAACAGCAUAUUCAGCUCUAAUAACAUGAAACGAUCCAUAUGACCCGACUGAAAACAUUACUAAAUCCAGCCAAGUUCUGGUCCCAGGAAAACCCCUGCAGAGCUCAAUAAAUAUUGCAAAAUAAUGGCUGUGGUUAUUGAGCAAUGGUCUCAAUAUCCUUACUACUUGUUUCUGGUAACCCUUCGCUCAAACAGAUGUAUGUCUGGAGGAUGGAAUGGUCCCCAAGUCACACUAGUGUUUGUACAAAAUGAAAAGGUUUUGCUACUGUUAUUUGCAAUAUUUGGUGGGGUAGGCCUUUGAAAGUUUUAACACUUUUAACAGCAACAUAAUAAAUAAAGUUGUGAGCAUCUUCAGAGCCCAAUGACUUCAGCAGAGCUUGAGGCUGCCAAAGCCUUCAGAGAUUUAAUCUGGGAACAAAAACAAUAGGCACAGGCUGUUCAUUGCACACCACAAAUACUGAGCAGCUAGCAUGCAAGCAGUUUCACAAGACUGAAGUUUCAUUGUUUAGAAGCCAUUCAGUUAAUAUUUUGGGGAAAUAUACAUAAAUUUGAGAAUAAAAGAACAGCUAAAUUUGGGAUAAUGGCUCUCACUCAGUGUGUCACUCAUCAAGGGAAUUAAGAGUGACUUUGGCUCAGUAACAUUUCAGAAAUCUGCUGUCAUGACAUAAGUACUGAAGAGAGUAUUGCUGAACAAUUCAAAUACUCUUCCUAUUAGCCUAGAAUUGCCUCAGCAGUGCAACAUCUCUUCGGAAAUACUUAACUUUCCUAAAAAUAAUGGGUUUCUACUCUAUAACAGCGUAUAUUUGAUUUACAGUAUAAAUGUGGGUGCAUAUCUA
Harpia harpyja (harpy eagle) is the source of this 4932-nucleotide messenger RNA. It is a transcript of the gene DKK2, whose product is annotated as dickkopf WNT signaling pathway inhibitor 2. NCBI's taxonomy places the organism in Eukaryota, Metazoa, Chordata, Aves, Accipitriformes, Accipitridae. Gene Ontology annotation, cellular component: extracellular region. Gene Ontology annotation, biological process: multicellular organism development; negative regulation of canonical Wnt signaling pathway. The coding region runs from base 503 to 1312 and encodes 269 amino acids. Gene Ontology annotation, molecular function: receptor antagonist activity; co-receptor binding. The record is from RefSeq and is a predicted model, not a curated record. The transcript is spliced from 5 exons.